Molecule: messenger RNA, 1656 nt
Organism: Paramuricea clavata
Lineage: Eukaryota; Metazoa; Cnidaria; Anthozoa; Malacalcyonacea; Plexauridae
Source: the annotation of a GenBank genome assembly
AUGAAAUUAUUGCUUGGACAAUCGCAGGUAGCUUUACGAAAGUGCAAAUUGGGAAAUAGAACACUCAAUGCAGGACAGUUGAAAACACCUGAAGGUUUAGAAAGUUUAAUUCGCCAUGAUGAAGGGUAUAAAUUCUUAAGAGCUUUAAGAGGUUCACCACCUUACUUUGAAAAAGCUAAAAAAGACCUGUUUGCCAUGAUUCGCCAAUUAGGACCAGCAUCGCUAUUUUGCAGUUUUUCGUCUGCUGAAACAAAAUGGAACCAUUUAUUAAGGAUCCUUGGUAAACUUAUUGAUCACAAAGAUUAUAGUGAUAAAGAAUUAGACAAUCUUACAUGGGAUGAAAAGUGUAGACUUAUCCAAAGUGAUCCAGUAACAUGUGCAAGGCAUUUUGAUUACCAAUUCAAUACUUUUUUAAAACAAUUUUUAAUGAGUGAUAUUGCUCCUGUUGGAAAAAUAAAAGAUUGGUUUUACAGGGUUGAGUACCAACAGCGAGGGUCACCUCAUAUUCACAUGUUAAUAUGGCUUGAAAACGCGCCUGUGUUUGGUGUUGAUAAAGAUGAAGAUGUCACUGCAUUCAUCGACAAAAUAAUAACAUGUGGUAAGCCAGAAAAUGACUCAAAAUUACUUGAAUUUGUAAACAGACAAACUCAUAAGCAUUCUCACACGUGCCGAAAAAACGCCCAAAAAAUUUGUAGAUUCAAUUAUCCUCAACCACCAAUGAGAUCUACACAGAUACUUUAUCCACUGGAUGAUGAUACUUCUCGGACUGUAAUAAGAAGCAGAAAAGAUGUAUGGAAAGACAUUAAGAAUAAACUGAAUGAUCUGAAAGAGGGUGAAGACAUGACAUUUGACCAACUUCUAAAAGACUUAGAUGUUUCAGAACACGAUUAUAUUCUUGCAAUUAGAUCAUCGCUUAAUUGUCCAACAAUAUUUCUAAAACGAAGUCCGAAUGAAUUAAGAAUUAAUAAUUACAAUCCUGCAUGUCUCCAAGCAUGGCGAGCUAACAUGGACAUUCAGUUUGUCCUUGAUGUUUAUGCCUGUGCAAUGUAUAUUGUCUCCUACAUUUCAAAGGCACAAAAAGGCAUGAGUGAAUUGUUAUGCAAAGUUUGUGCUGAAGCUAAACAGGGAAAUUCCAGUAUAAAGCAACAGGUUCGCGAUAUUGGAAACAAGUUCUUAAACUCAGUAGAAAUAAGUGCUCAAGAGGCGGUGUAUAUCAUUCUCCAACUUCCAAUGCGAAAGUCCUCUCGAAACGUCGUGUUCGUUAACACAUCCCCAUCAUGUGAUCGGGUUGAACUACUGAAACCAUUAAGUGAAAUUGAGAAAAUGUCAGAUGAAUCGGAAGAAAUCCAUUCAGGUGGUCUUCUCCAACGAUAUGCUGAAAGACCAGAUUGUUUACAAAAUACUACAUUAGCUGACUGGGCAGCAUGGUAUGACUCUUGUGGACAAAGAAAAUAUAAAAAAACGCUUAAAAAAUCAGAUGUAGACCACCUUCCAUUGGAAGAUGAAGAUGAGAACAAUGAUGAUGAACUUUGUGAUGAAAACACUGAAAGUUGUAUUUCUUCUAAAAAAUCAAUUAAAAAAAGAACACAAGCUAGAAUUAUUCGAGCGUUUGGUUUAAUAAAGAAACUCAACAAGAAAAACAUUAUCGAGAGUUGA